GUGGUCCUGGGGGCGUGGUCUCGAGGGUGCGUCCUAGGGCGUGGCGCGGGCCUCGAGGUCCGGAGCGCCCGGGACUGAGCGCGCCUGGAUCCUCAGUGCGAGCCGAUUCAGCCCGGUUUCGUGCACCCAGCAGGCACAGGCUCCAGACUGCUUGAAAAGCCUGCUGGGACAUGUCAUCAUCGCUGGAUGCCUGGGGCAUGAUAGAAACUUGGCAGCAGCAAGCUAGCUCCUCCGAUCAAGUGCAGGAUGUCACCUGGAAUCAGCGCUGUGACAAAUCCAGAGUUCUUGUGAUUCUAAAUGCUCUAUCCUGUCCAGUGACAUCUUGUCCUUCUGAUAAGCUGGCAACUCCUCUGGCCACAACAGAGGGAAAGUGGAGGAAGCACCAUUGGCACUCAAGGCUUAGAAGAUUGUCCCAUCACAAAGGGAAGCCUGUGGCUAUUAUUUGAAAUGCUGAGAAACUUGCUUCGGAGGAGACUUUUUUCUUAUCCCACAAAAUACUACUUCAUGGGUCUUGUUCUCUCUCUGAUUACCUUCUCUGUUUUAAGAAUUCAUCAGAAGCCUCAGUUUGUUAGUGUCAGACACUUGGAGCUUGCUGGAGAUGAUCCUAACAGCAGUGUCAACUGCACCAAAGUUUUAGAGGGUGACACAGAGGAAAUCCAGAAGGCGAAGCUACAGUUACUCACGGUGCAGUUCAGGAAGCGCCCGAGGUGGACACCGCAUGACUAUAUAAACAUGACCCGUGACUGUGCCGCUUUCAUCAGGACACGCAAGUAUAUCAUGGAGCCCCUUAGUAAAGAAGAGGCAGGCUUUCCUAUUGCGUAUUCCAUAGUGGUCCAUCACAAGAUUGAAAUGCUUGACACACUCCUGAGGGCCAUCUACAUGCCUCAGAAUUUCUACUGCAUUCACGUGGACAAAAAAGCAGAGGGGUCCUUUCUGGCUGCGGUGACGGGCCUCGCAUCCUGCUUUGGUAAUGUCUUUGUGGCCAGCAAGUUGGAGAACGUUGUUUACGCAUCCUGGAGUCGGGUGCAGGCUGACCUCAACUGCAUGGAGGAGCUGUACAGAAUGAGUGCCAAUUGGAAGUACCUGAUCAAUCUUUGUGGUAUGGACUUCCCCAUUAAAACCAACCUGGAAAUCAUCAGGAAGCUCAAGACAUUCACAGGGGAAAACAACCUGGAAACUGAGAAGAUGCCCCCCAACAAGGAAGAAAGGUGGAAAAAACGACACGCCGUCGUUGAUGGGAAGCUGACAAACACUGGGGUUGUCAAAUCGCGGCCGCCACUCAAAACGCCUCUUUUUUCAGGCAGCGCCUACUUCGCAGUCAGCAGGGAAUAUGUAGGCUAUGUGCUGGAAAAUGAGAGCGUCCAGAAGUUCAUGGAAUGGGCACAGGACACGUACAGCCCGGAUGAGUUCCUCUGGGCCACUAUCCAGAGGAUCCCUGAGGUCCCCGGUUCCCUCCCCUCCAGCCAUAAGUAUGACUUGUCUGACAUGAACGCAGUCGCUAGAUUUGUCAAGUGGCAGUACUUUGAAGGCGAGGUUUCCAAGGGCGCGCCUUACCCCCCGUGCAGCGGGGUCCACGUGCGCUCCGUGUGCGUUUUCGGGGCUGGUGACUUGAGCUGGAUGCUGCACAAGCACCACUUUUUUGCCAAUAAGUUUGACAUAGAUGUCGACCCCUUUGCCAUCCAGUGUUUGGAUGAGCAUCUGAGGCAUAAAGCCCUGGAGGCCUUAGAACACUAGCUACUGUUGGCGAUCCUGGGGAAGAUAAGGAUGCACAAACUACCCUCAUCUGCUUCCCUUGUCCUGUAGGGGUCCUCUCUGGGGUGUGAUUUUUAGGCUACACAAAUUCUGCAGAAUACAGUUACAAGAGGGGUUGAUACACUAGGUGCUGGAGUAAAUGUGAGGGCAGAGUUCAGAUGGCCACAGGCUGGGGAAGAUUUUUAUGGACAGGGGGGACCUAGGAGAUUGUAGAAGAGGACAGUGAAAAAAAAAUCAGCCUCCCGGACUAAUCAAAGAAGCCAGGUACUUAAUCUAAAUGAAAUUUGAUUUGUGCCAAAAUUCUUUUAAGAAUUUAUAAAAUGAUAAUUUU
Messenger RNA from Acomys russatus (golden spiny mouse), 2083 nucleotides. It is a transcript of the gene Gcnt1, whose product is annotated as glucosaminyl (N-acetyl) transferase 1. Gene Ontology annotation, molecular function: beta-1,3-galactosyl-O-glycosyl-glycoprotein beta-1,6-N-acetylglucosaminyltransferase activity. The transcript has 3 exons. Bases 448 to 1734 code for a protein of 428 amino acids. The record is from RefSeq and is a predicted model, not a curated record. Gene Ontology annotation, cellular component: membrane. Lineage: Eukaryota; Metazoa; Chordata; Mammalia; Rodentia; Muridae.